UGACUAUUAUACAUACGCAACACUCGACCUUGCACUCCAGAAGCACCGCAAUAACCUAACCUGGAAAUGUGGCACUAUCCAGCGAUGCUCACAAUAAAUGGUUUCGACUCUCACAAGUUUAUCACAAGUCUAGUUUAUGCUUGUACAUAUGUACAUGUAUUCGAAUCUCAACCCUAAAGCCACAUACUAAUGCAUAUAACAUAAUAACUAACUUUGUUCGCAUCCCAAUCGCAUCAUCAUAAAAAAUUACACCCGACAACCAAACUAUAAACUGAUCCAACGAGUUGGAUAUGUCUGUGUGAGUACCUAACUAAGGAGCAUAGUAACCUUUGAUUAUAACAUUUAUCCAGCAGUUUGCUUAAAAAAUCACGCCAUUGCAUUCCUCGCUUCUCAGGCACACGUCUUCAGUAGCAAAGAUUGCGAAUCUAAGCUGAGAUCAAAUUUUUGUCGAAUAACUGAAAUCGUUUUUUUCGUCCUUCGAAAUGUAUAAAUUAGCCAUGAGUUCGGUGCCGAAUGGUGGAGCUGGUCCUUCUGAAAUACCUGCGGACAUUGUCUGGCCCGAUCUUCCAAGCAAGUGCACAUGGCAUUUAGGAACAAAAGACAAAUCUCCUCACAGUUUGGAUGCCAGGGAAAAACUACCUGGAAUUUUACCAAACAUUUUGUCUCACAUUGGUAACACUCCACUCGUCCGAUUGAAUAAAUUACCACUGGCGAAAGGCAUCAAGUGUGAAGUCUUGGCAAAAUGUGAGUUUUUUAAUGCGGGAGGAAGCAUAAAAGAUCGCAUUGCGCUUAGAAUGGUUGAAGAUGCAGAAAAGUCGGGACUUUUACAUUCUGAAUCCACAAUUAUUGAGCCCACCUCAGGAAACACGGGAAUUGGUCUGGCUCUUGCGGCUGCCGUAAAAGGAUAUAAAUGCAUCAUUGUAAUGCCUGAAAAAAUGUCAAAUGAAAAAGUGGAUGUACUUCAUGCUUUGGGCGCUAAAAUUGUUAGAACACCAACGUCUGCAAUGUUCAACUCUCCUGAAAGUCACAUCUCUGUGGCGUGGAGACUGAAAAAGGAAAUUCCUCACGCCGUAAUUUUAGAUCAGUACCGCAAUGCUGGCAACCCUUUAGCCCAUUAUGACACCACGGCCGACGAGAUUUUGGAACAAUGUUCUGGAAAGGUCGACAUGGUCGUCGUAGGGGCUGGUACUGGUGGAUCCGUGUCUGGGAUUGGGAGGAAAAUCAAGGAAAAAUGUCCCUCUUGCAUUGUCGUCGGCGUGGACCCUGAAGGCUCAAUUUUGGCCCAGCCAGAAAAUUUAAACAAGAGCGAUGUUAGCUCAUACGAAGUAGAAGGCAUUGGUUACGACUUCAUUCCAACAGUUUUGGAUCGUUCCGUGGUAGAUAAGUGGUACAAGAGCAACGAUCGCGAAUCUCUGCCCACUGCCCGCGCCCUGAUUCGAGAAGAGGGUCUUCUCUGUGGGGGCAGCAGUGGCGCCGCACUUUCCUGUGCUUUCAAAGCCAUUCAGGACGCAGGGUUGAAAGAAAACGCCCGCGUCGUGGUCAUCCUUCCGGACGGAGUUCGGAAUUACAUGACCAAAUUUUUAUCUGAUCAGUGGAUGAUUGAGAGGGAUUUGUUACCCCUGCACAACCUUAAGGACCAGUAUUGGUGGUGGGACACACCGGUCUCCUCCCUCCAUUUGGCCUCGCCACUCACUGUUUUACCAGACGUUCCAGUGCAGGAAGCGAUCGACAUUAUGAAAAGAAAAGGUUUUGACCAAAUGCCAGUGGUGGAUAAGGAUGGAAACGUGUUGGGAAUGGUCACCUUAGGAUCUUUGCUGGCCCGUGUGCUUUCCAAGAAGCUAGACAAAAGUGACAGCGUUGAUGCUGCCAUUUAUCGCCAGUUUAAGAAAGUUACGCUAAACAUGACAUUGGGGAAGUUAACCAACAUUUUACAUAAAGACCACUUUGCGCUUGUCGUACACACGCAAGUUCAAUAUGCUGGAGUAGAUAAGGAGGACAAAAAGAAGGAAGUCAUCAUUGGUGUUGUGACACAAAUCGACUUGCUGCACUACAUUUCACAAGUUGAAGAAGUUGUCAGACAACGAAAAAUGUCUGAAGUCGGUGACUUGUCGGAACUUGCUAUAAAAUGACGGAAUAACAUUCAAGUAUAUAUAAUUUUAUUAUCAUCCAGAGGUAACUUGUUGCAUAUCGUAAAAUUGAAUGAAUAAAAAGAGUAUAUAAUUGA
Messenger RNA from Folsomia candida, 2224 nucleotides. Its product is annotated as cystathionine beta-synthase. The record is from RefSeq and is a predicted model, not a curated record. Gene Ontology annotation, molecular function: cystathionine beta-synthase activity; cysteine synthase activity. Lineage: Eukaryota; Metazoa; Arthropoda; Collembola; Entomobryomorpha; Isotomidae. Gene Ontology annotation, cellular component: cytoplasm. The transcript is spliced from 12 exons. The coding region runs from base 483 to 2129 and encodes 548 amino acids.